AUGAGCCUACAGGACAAGCGCAAGGCCGUCUCGAGCUCCUCUUCAGCUCCAGGUCCCUCAUCUUCGAAGCGCGUACGCAUCGACGACACGACACGGCGCACCGCCAAACGCCACGCCGACACCGACUACUUUGAUGGCGACCCCGAGAUCGAAGAGCAGGACCGGCGGCGGCUGCGCAAGGACCAGAAGCGUGGGCGCAUCGACGACCGGGGCGAGGACCUUUCUGCGAGCGACGACUCGGAUGACGACGCCGAUUCGGACGCCGGUGCGGAUGCAGGUUCGCAUCGGCGCCGAGCUGAGCGCCGGCGUAAGGCGAGCGCCAAAGACGAUGCCGACGACGACGAUGACGACGACAUGUUCGACGUAGGCUCAGACGACGAUGCAGCACCGUCGAAGGACAAGCACAAAGCAGCGGGGAAGAAGCGUUUUCUCAAGCUCGGCGAGCUGGAAGAGGGCCAGGAAUUUGGCUCCAAGAAGCGGUCGGCGCUCGACGCGGAUGCCGACGCGGAUCUUGUGCGCGGCGACGGCGACGCGCACGAUGAUGAUGACGAUGCCGAUCCCGAUCUGGAGCUCGAGGACGACGCUCACUCCGCCAACGGGCAAGACGAAGCGGUGGAUCUCAAUGCGUACGCCGAGCGCACGCCGCCCACCUCGCCGGGCGGGACGGUGCAGCCACGCGCCAAGGCGCCCAAAGUGACGGGGUUCAACAUGAGCGACGAGAUGCGCACGGGCGCGUUCGACGCCGACGGUAACUACCACGAGCACGCGCGCGAUCCACACGCGCAGCACGACACCUGGCUCACGGGCGUCUACUCGCGCACCACCAUCCUCGACGCGCGGCGUGCGCAGCAAGCGCGUGACCGCGCGCUGCGCGAGCGCGAAGCCACUGCUGCACAGCAAGACGGCGACGAGGACGAUGUCAAGCGUCGACUGGUCGAGCAUAUGCAUCGCACCGAAACCGUGCAGCGCACACUCCAGCGCCUCGGCAAGCAGCUUUCCGGACAAAAGAAAAGCGGCCGGAGGGAAGACGUGGACAAGGCGGCAGGCGAGGUGGAGAGUGUAACCCAUCUGGCAUCGGUAUUGAUGAGUCGCUUUGGAAGGCUCGACGUCUACGAGCGGACGUAUGAAUCGCUGCUGCACGACGUGCAUAAAUCGGGCCUGGUAAGAAACACCUUUGAUCCUGCGGCCAAGUUCGAUCCGCCGACAGAACCUGUAGACCCGGCACAGACGACGGCAGAAUGGGAGUACCGCUGGACGCCAGCUUACCUCGCUGCAGCCGCACGCGAGCAGGGCACAUCCGUCGAUCCCGAGAUUCAGACAUUCGGUCCGUUCAGUCUCGCCGACCUAAAUGCGUGGGCAAAGCAGGGAUACUUUGGCGACGGCGGUGACCGCAUCCUCGUGCGUCGUGCCGCGUCCAAGGAUGCCUGGAUUCGCUAUGCGCAGCUAGAAUCUUAG
Moesziomyces antarcticus is the source of this 1455-nucleotide messenger RNA. RefSeq lists its product as uncharacterized. The record is from RefSeq and is a predicted model, not a curated record. Bases 1 to 1455 code for a protein of 484 amino acids. Gene Ontology annotation, molecular function: protein binding. Gene Ontology annotation, cellular component: U5 snRNP. The transcript has a single exon. NCBI's taxonomy places the organism in Eukaryota, Fungi, Basidiomycota, Ustilaginomycetes, Ustilaginales, Ustilaginaceae.